This is a messenger RNA of Archocentrus centrarchus (flier cichlid), 3494 nucleotides long. RefSeq names its product sarcalumenin (gene srla). The transcript has 8 exons. The record is from RefSeq and is a predicted model, not a curated record. Gene Ontology annotation, molecular function: GTP binding. Lineage: Eukaryota; Metazoa; Chordata; Actinopteri; Cichliformes; Cichlidae. The coding region runs from base 1 to 2424 and encodes 807 amino acids.
AUGAGCAGCAGGUCCCUGGCAGCCAAAAUGAAGUCUCUGGUGUCUGUGUGCUGCUUGCUGUCUCUUCUGGCCGUGUCUGCUGCAGAUCUGCCAGACUCCCCUGUCCAAGAUGAGGAGCCUCUAAUGCGUCUGCAGCUCCAGCAGCCAGAUGGAGAUCUCUUUUCCUGUGGGUGUGACGCAGCAGAAGAGCAUGCCAGCCAGAGCUCCUCAAACGACACCCCUGCCCCAGAGAGGGCCGUGUGCCAGCCCUGCAAGCCCCCAUCAACUUUAGAUACUGAAAAAGACCCAUCCUCCUCAAAGCCUGAAGAGGAAGAGGAAGCACCUGAAGAUGAUUCUUCUGCUGAGGCGGUAGCAAGUGAAGAAGAGCGGGAAGAGGUGGUAAAAGAGGAAGAAGUGACAUCAGAAGAAAAGGCUGAGGAGACAGGUGAUGAUCAAGCUAUUCCUGAAGAAGAGGAGGAAACUUCAGCUGUGGCUGAGGAAGGUGAAGAAGAAGCCAAAAAUGAAAUAUCCCAGAAAGAUGAAGAAGUGAUCAAACACAAGGAUGCUGAUGCAGAAAAAGCAGUUAAAGACAUUAUUGUGGAAUCAGAAGAUGAAGAUCCACAGGAAAAAACAGAGGCAGCGUCUGAGGGAAAUAGAGCUGUGGAAACUGUCCUGCAAGAGGAUACAGAUGCUGAGGAUGCAGCUGAGGAGGAGGAGGUCAAAAUGGACAAAUCAGAAUCAAAAGAAGAACCAGCGGUGCUUACUGAAACCGAUGCUGAACCUGAAGAAACAGAACUGACAGAAGAACCAAAAUCAGUAUCAGACGCUCUGCCAGAAGGUACUUCAGAGACUGAACCUGAACCAGAGGCUGGAGUGAUUUUAGACAAACAUCCAGAGCCAGGAGUCACUCAACAGGCGCAGCCAGAAGCUGUUAUGGAGGAGGUCACACCACAAUCUGUUGAGGAAGUAUCAGUGGAGGAUGUAACAGAGGAAAUUACAGUAGAGGCAGUGGAGGAGGUGACUUCAGUGGAGCCUGGACAGUCUCGAUCCAAAGAAGGGGAGGCAUUAAGCGCGGCGCUCAGGAACCCUUCCCACAUUGAGGACACGCUGCGACUAUCGUCUGCUGAACCCUCAGCAGAGUUCUCAGGUGCCGUGAAGACCCUGUUGAACAUCUACCACAAGGCCAUCAAGCCAGUAGAACAGGCCUUCAAGUACAAUGAGCUCAGACAGCAUGAAGUCACAGAUGGUGAGGUCACAUCCAAGCCCAUGGUCUUGUUUCUGGGACCCUGGAGUGUUGGCAAGUCCUCAAUGAUCAACUAUCUGCUGGGUCUUCAUGGCACCCCCCAAGAACUCUACACAGGUGCUGAACCCACUACCUCCGAGUACACUGUCAUAAUGCAUGGUGAGAAGUUUCGGACCAUAGAGGGCAUCGUCAUGGCGGCAGACAGCUCACGGUCUUUCUCGCCUCUGGAGAAGUUCGGCCAGAGCUUUCUGGAGAAACUGGUUGGUAUUGAGAUGCCUCACAAGCUGCUGGAAAGGCUCACGAUUGUCGACACACCAGGCAUCAUUGAAAACCGAAAGCAGCAGGAGAGAGGGUACCCAUACAAUGAGGUGUGCCAGUGGUUCAUUGAUCGGGCUGAUCUCAUUUUCCUAGUCUUUGAUCCCACUAAACUGGAUGUGGGUGGUGAGCUGGAGAUGCUCUUUCGGCAGAUGAAGGGCCGCGAAUCACAGAUUCGCCUUAUUCUCAACAAGGCUGACAGCCUCUCAACCCAGGACCUGAUGAGGGUCUACGGAGCCCUGUUCUGGAGCAUGGCACCAUUGAUCAAUGUCACUGAACCCCCUCGUGUAUACGUCAGCUCCUUCUGGCCUCAAGCCUAUGCUCCCGACACCAGCCAAGACUUGUUCAUGAAGGAGGAGAUCUCUCUGUUAGAGGAUCUCAACCAGGUGAUUGAGAAUCAGAUGGAGAACAAGAUUGCAUUCAUCCGGCAGCACGCCAUCCGUGUGCGAAUCCAUGCUCUGUUAGUGGAUCGCUACCUCCAGACCUACUAUGAUAAGCUGGGCUGGUUUGGUGACCCCUAUGAGGUGUUCCAAGACAUUGUCAAUGACCCUGACAAGUAUUACAUCUUCAAGUCCAUCCUGGCUAAGACCAAUGUCAGCAAGUUCGACCUGCCUGACAAGGAGGCCUACCAGGACUUCUUUGGGGUCAACCCGAUUUCCAGCUUCAAGCAGCUCUCCUAUCAUUGCAGUUGGACUGGCGGCUGCCUGCUGGAGAAGAUAGAGAAAGCCAUCUCAUAUGAGCUCCCAGCUUUGCUCAGCAGAGUUAGCAAGAGCACAGAUGUACCUGCCCCUGCGAAAGCUGCAACAACACCGCCACCCCCCCUCCCUGGUACCUGCGAGAGUCCUGGAUGCGAGGAGAAACCUAAAAACCACUGGAGGAGGCAGUGAGAUGGAGGAGAAAGGUGCAAGAGGAGGCAGAUGGCAGCAGCAGCCAGAGGGUUUCCUGAAAUUAUCCCCACUGAUAUGGUUUCAGGGCUGGCUAUGGGAAGACUGAGAAAUGAGAGAGAAUGACAGAAAGAGGAUAGGAAACUGGAGGAACUGGAAGACCCAAAUCAGAGAGUACUUAAGAAUUAGUGCUUGUUUGUAUCUUUAUGAUGUACCAAACACAGAAUAUUUAACCACAUGGUUUUCAUUUAUGUAAUCGUUCAGUAAUAACAUCUCUUGGGUAUGCAUUUAAUACCUAAAGGAAACAAGAAUUGCAACAUUUUUGCACAUACUUUUUGACUAUAGUUUGAAGUAUAAGUAAAAAUAAGUAUGUCCACCUUUCUAUCUGAAGUCACUGCUGUCUGCAAGAUGUGCCAACCGCUUCCAUCAUGACAGGUUUGUAUAAUCUCACAAGAUAUUUGAAUGAAAUCUGGGAGACAUUUAAUCUCACAGCUUUCAAAUCUGUACAUUAUUUAUUCGCUGGCAGUGACUGUACUUUUGUGUGCAAUGUCUGAAGAUUCAGUGAGAUCUGCUGUGCUGUGUUUUUCUAGUCUCAACUCACCUAGCCACCAGAUUAAUGUCCUAAAACCAGAAUAGGUUUUUAUUAGUACAGUAUAAAAGAGAAUGGUGCUCCUGCUGUGCUUUUAAAUGUCCUCGAAACACAAUUAGUUGUAAUUCCACUACCCUACUGUAUACUGUACUUUGUACUGUAGUAUACAAUGUUCAAUAUAGAAAUAUAGAAUAUUUUUAUUUGAACAUUUCUGGUGCAUUGAAACUGGACUGACUGAAUACAACAUUGUGUCAUUCUCAAAACUGAAUUUUCUGUUUAUGAAAGCUUUUAUUCAAUGCAACAAAAGAAAAAUAAAUGUGGCCAUUUCAGCCAUCUGAACUGUUACUAGUUUUACCUCAACAACGGCUGCAGACCACAUGGGCAUUUCCUUUAAACUGUAAUCUUCUUUUCAUUCUUUUAGGCCUGUUUCUAAUUGUCAUUGUUUUGUGUGAUUUCUUUUCAGUAAACACAGAAAAAUCAGGAA